AUGAAGACCGAGCUAAUUCCAGGAUUGCCGAACGAUGUCGCUCUGCAGUGCCUCCUCCGCCUCCCCUUCUACUCCAUCUCUGUUGCUCGGGGCGUUUGCAGGCGAUGGAGGCGCGAACUCUCAGCGUCGUCGUCCUUUUAUCGCCUCCGCAAGGCUGCCGGCCUCGUUCGCCCCGUCUUCAUUAUGCUCUUUUAUGAUAUUCCCUCGUUCCCCCUUUACAGGUGGCGUCUAGCCUUUUACGAGCCAGCCACGGGCGCUUGGGGGGUCCGGCUGUUGACAGACGACAGCCUCCGCGGCAAGCAGCACUGCUGGCAUGUUGUGGUCGUCGGGCGAGAGCUGGUGCUGGUCGGCGGGUGGGAUGAGUCAAACUGGAAGGACACCGCGGAAGUCAACAUCUACGAUCUAGUCACCGGCGACUGGCGUCCCGGGGCUCCGAUUCCGCGCCCCAUGCAGGAUGGCUGCGACUUUGCCGUCGGGCCACGGAACGCAUUUGUAUCUGGCUGGAAGGACGAUUUAUUAUUUCUAUCUUAUUUUCUCGUUAAUCCCUCUGAAACUUCACGCCCAGAAUAA
Molecule: messenger RNA, 570 nt
Organism: Zingiber officinale
Lineage: Eukaryota; Viridiplantae; Streptophyta; Magnoliopsida; Zingiberales; Zingiberaceae
Product: F-box/kelch-repeat protein At2g44130-like
Exons: 1
Coding region: 1-570 (189 amino acids)
Biological process (GO): regulation of phenylpropanoid metabolic process; negative regulation of cytokinin-activated signaling pathway
Molecular function (GO): protein binding
Source: RefSeq, a predicted model, not a curated record